Molecule: messenger RNA, 504 nt
Organism: Trypanosoma cruzi
Lineage: Eukaryota; Euglenozoa; Kinetoplastea; Trypanosomatida; Trypanosomatidae
Exons: 1
Coding region: 1-504 (167 amino acids)
Source: RefSeq, a predicted model, not a curated record
AUGUCUCUCUACAGUGCCGAGGUGGUCCCAUGCGAGGUUCAGGAAGUUCCUCUGAGCGAUGUUGUGUGCCCUGACGUCCCUGAAACAAACAAAGAACGUGCAGAUGUGCCUUCAGCGGGUGAUGACGUUGCCAGGUCAACAGAGAGCGCGGUACCGCUCGCGGUGGACGCGUCAGAUGUGGUUGAGGGUGGUGUGAGCGCCAUGGACGAGGAAGAAAGAACCGAGGAAAAUGAGGAGCAAUUGCCGCAGAAUGGUGAAGAAGAACAGAAUUGUGGUUUUGUUGCCGCCGAUCACGAAGCCGAUGUGGAGUCUGACGGUGCUGCCUCUAAACGCCGUCGCCUUGAGAGUCCUGCGCGUGAUUCAACGGAUUUGAAAAGUGGUGGUGCGGCCAUGGAUGCGGCGGCAGCCGUGCCGAUUGAAGAGGACGGAUUGACAAAGGUAAUAAGUGCCAACGCCAGCCAGACUUUGGAUGGCCUGGCUGAAUCGCCUACGCAACACGCGUGA